Molecule: messenger RNA, 936 nt
Organism: Cordyceps militaris CM01
Lineage: Eukaryota; Fungi; Ascomycota; Sordariomycetes; Hypocreales; Cordycipitaceae
Exons: 1
Coding region: 1-936 (311 amino acids)
Biological process (GO): spindle assembly
Cellular component (GO): cytosol; HAUS complex
Source: RefSeq, a predicted model, not a curated record
AUGGCCCAUCUGCGCGGCCACUUGGACGCCGACGCCCCUGCCACCAUGUUCUCGCCGUCAGUCGCUCGCAUCGCCGCCACGGAGGCCAGAGACUGGUCUUUCGUCGACUCAUGGGUUGCCUCGCAAUUCCCAGGCCGCCAGCCACCGCCCUUUGAGCACAACGCCGACACCCUGCGAGCGCUGCUGGGCCUCAUUGCGCUCAACGACACGGCGUCCGAGGAAGCGCGUCUGCUGGCACGCGUAGACCGAGAUGCUCUCGUUGAAAUACCGCCCAGCGCAGACGCAGCGGCUAGUGCUCGACCUGCCACGCUGGCGGCCAUGCGAGACUCGCUGUUGGACAUUGUUGAGCAAGAGCUGCCCAAAGAAGGACGAGUCGCGCUCCAUGCCAUGUCUUCCAUGGCCGUCUCCGCCAGCAUCGCCCUGCCCGAGCCCGAGCAGCUCGGCGCCGCUAUCCUGGCGACCCAGUCCGCCAUCUUUGAGACGGAGCAGAUGACGUCUCGAGCCGACGCUUUGGAAUGGCACAUUCAUGCAGAAAUCGAGCACGCCAACCACGUGUUGAAUCUGAUGCUGGAUGAGAUUGGCAACGUGCCCGAAGGUCUCGGAAAACGUAACAUGGAGCUGCAACGUACGGUAAAGGCCAUGAAAUCCCAGGUGCCCGUGUUCGAGAAGAGCGUCGCGUCGCUCAAGUCAUCCGCUGCUUCCUCCGACUUUACAGUGCACGACAUACUACGAGAGGAACAAGAGUAUCUCGCCUUGGUAGAAAAGAGAAGGGAGCUCGAGGGGCGCAUUUCGGUAUUCCGCGGGCUUCCAAGCGACCCAGACUUGGCAAGACAUGAGUUGAAUGCAUACCGAAAAGAGCUUCAGAGCAUCACAUCGCGACGAGAUGCCGCCUUCCAAGGCUUGGUGGAGCGCGAAACACCAGUGAAAAGGAGGUGA